AUGGCAAAUGCGGCAUCUGGGAUGGCUGUGCACGAUGACUGCAUGCUGAAGUUCUUGGAACUGAAGUCAAAGAGGACUUACAGGUUCAUUGUCUUCAAGAUAGAGGAAAAGCAAAAGCAGGUAAUAGUCGAAAAAGUGGGCGAGCCAGCACAAAAUUAUGAGGACUUCACCGCCUGUCUUCCUGCCGAUGAAUGCCGAUAUGCUGUUUAUGACUUUGACUUUGUGACCUCCGAGAAUUGCCAGAAAAGCAGGAUUUUCUUCAUUGCUUGGUCUCCCGACACGUCACGUGUGAGAAGCAAGAUGAUUUAUGCCAGCUCAAAGGAUAGGUUCAAAAGGGAGCUCGAUGGGAUUCAAGUGGAAUUACAGGCGACUGAUCCUUCUGAAAUGGGGCUCGACGUUAUCAAGAGCCGUGCAAACUAA
Striga hermonthica is the source of this 420-nucleotide messenger RNA. NCBI's taxonomy places the organism in Eukaryota, Viridiplantae, Streptophyta, Magnoliopsida, Lamiales, Orobanchaceae. The record is from the annotation of a GenBank genome assembly.